AUGGCUACGAAAGCAAUACACAUUGAGCUGGUUGAAGAUUUAACUACGGAAUCGUUUAUAGCAGCGUUCAAACGAUUUGUGGCACGAAGAGGAAAGGUAAGAAAUAUGUAUUCCGACAACGGCACAAAUUUCGUUGGCGCCAAUCGAGAUUUUCAAGCACUGUAUCAAAGUGAGGAGUUCAAGAGGGACAUUUCGGAAUUCGCAACUGCUGAACAAAUCACUUGGCAUUUUAUACCAGCAAGAUCUCCCCAUUUUGGUGGCUUGUGGGAGUCAGCAGUUCGUUCUAUGAAGCGACAUCUAAAACGAACUGUAGGAGAUGCCUGCCUUACUGUAACGGAAAUGAUCACAGUAUUGACGCAGAUAGAAGCUAUACUAAACUCAAGACCGUUAACGCCGUUAUCAGAUGAUCCAACGGAUUUAAGAGCGUUAACGCCUGGACAUUUUAUAAUUGGAGAAAAUCUCAUGUCGGUUCCUGAAUUUGAUUUACGAGAAAUUAAGAUGAAUAGAUUAUCCAGAUGGCAGUAUGUAGAGCAAAUAAAACAGCACUUCUGGACUAGAUGGAAAAGGGAAUAUCUGUCAACUUGUCAGCAAAGAAGCAAGUAG
This is a messenger RNA of Pseudomyrmex gracilis, 603 nucleotides long. RefSeq lists its product as uncharacterized. Gene Ontology annotation, biological process: DNA integration. The transcript has a single exon. NCBI's taxonomy places the organism in Eukaryota, Metazoa, Arthropoda, Insecta, Hymenoptera, Formicidae. Bases 1 to 603 code for a protein of 200 amino acids. The record is from RefSeq and is a predicted model, not a curated record. Gene Ontology annotation, molecular function: nucleic acid binding.